This is a messenger RNA of Peronospora matthiolae, 1446 nucleotides long. NCBI's taxonomy places the organism in Eukaryota, Oomycota, Peronosporomycetes, Peronosporales, Peronosporaceae. The record is from the annotation of a GenBank genome assembly.
AUGGCGCUCUCUUCCGUCGCGUCGCGUCUGUCGACUCGGGCGCUACGAAGCGUGCGCGCCGUUGCAGCUGCCCGCUCGCUCUCCUCUGGAUCUCCGUUUGAUCCUCAGGUUCCGCACUACGACGUCGUGGUGGUUGGCGGGGGUAUCGUCGGCUCAGCUCUAGCAUGCCAGCUCAAGACCCAUCCCGUGUUCAAAGACAAGCACGUGGCUGUGAUUGAGACAACUGCACCGUCGGACGAGCACGAGGAGCCUGAUGCCCGUGUGUUCACCAUCACGCCAGCCAGUAAACGGUUACUGGAGACCACCGGGGCGUGGGACUUGAUCCCUCCUGGACAAUGCGCUGCGUUCAAGGACAUGCAGGUCUGGGAUGCUAUGGGGGACGGGUUCAUCCGCUUUGAAGCCAAGAAGGUCGAUCGACACGAUCUGGGACAUGUACUGGAGCACCGGGUGCUCGUGCAAGCGCUGCACGAGCGGAUGAAGCAGCUCACAGCUGCUUCCGAUCACGGUCACGUGCCGCUGAAACUCUACUGUCCAGCCAAGGUCAAGCACUUUCAGCGUCCGACAGUCGUGUCGGGUAUUUCCGACAUUGGACUUGAAGAUGGACACCGCAUGAAGGCGGAUCUCGUGGUUGCAGCAGAUGGCGGGAACUCGAUCAUCCGCACGCUCUCAGCACUUGGAACUUGGGGCUGGGACUAUGACCAGCAAGCUGUCGUAGCUACGGUCAAGACGGACAGUGUCAAUGAGACCGCCUGGCAGCGCUUUUAUCCUACGGGUCCUGUAGCUCUACUGCCCAUGCGUGAUGGGUACUCGUCCGUGGUGUGGUCGUGCUCGGCUGACAUGGCCAAAGAACUCACGGCACUCACUCCAGACGAUUUUGUCGCGCGUCUGAACGAUGCGUUCUCGGCUCCGUCAACGACCCAUGCACCACCUGAGUUCCCUGGCAUUCCAGUGCUGUCGGACUUGGUCAAGGGGGUACACCACGCUGCUAGCACGAUCUUGUCGGCAGUAGCUCUGGUGGAGCCGUUUGUUGCCCCACCGAAAGCUGUAGCAACGGUAGGCAACCGGUACUCGUUCCCGCUGAAGUUGAAGCACGCGACCAAGUACAUUAAGCCUGGUCUUGCUCUUGUUGGUGACUCUGCGCACACGAUCCACCCGCUUGCUGGUCAAGGUCUGAAUCUUGGCCUGGGUGACGUGCAGGCUCUGAGCAAUCUUCUUGUGGAGGGUGUCAAGUGCGGUGAAAACCUCUCGAGCCCGUACUUCUUGCAGCAGUACGAGGACGAGCGAAUGAAGACGAAUGUCACCAUGCAGCUGGCCUUAGACGGCUUCAAGCGGAUGUUUGGCCCUACUCCAGACGCCGUGUCUGUCGCACGCAACGUUGGUAUGGGCACGCUGAACGCUGUCGAGCCGCUUAAGAACCAGAUCAUGAAGUACGCCAUGGGGUUGUAG